Messenger RNA from Rhopalosiphum padi (bird cherry-oat aphid), 1201 nucleotides. RefSeq names its product polyprenol reductase. The record is from RefSeq and is a predicted model, not a curated record. The transcript has a single exon. Gene Ontology annotation, cellular component: endoplasmic reticulum. Gene Ontology annotation, biological process: polyprenol catabolic process; dolichol-linked oligosaccharide biosynthetic process. Lineage: Eukaryota; Metazoa; Arthropoda; Insecta; Hemiptera; Aphididae. Gene Ontology annotation, molecular function: 3-oxo-5-alpha-steroid 4-dehydrogenase activity. Bases 150 to 974 code for a protein of 274 amino acids.
UAAAUAUUUUUGAAAAAUAACUGUAAAUUAUACAUGAAAACAUUAGCUAACUGUAAACGUAAUUAUGGAAACGUAUUUAUGGAAAGUUUCUCUUUUCUCUUUUGAAUAAUAACCUAUCUGGUUUAGUAUAUGUGUUUUGGUCAAUCAAUAUGGAUGUUUCUUUUUUAAAGAUUAUUUUUGCCUUUAUGGCAUUUUCAAUUGUCAUAUUAAGUGUUUUAAUUAAUUUAAUUGAAUCUAAAUUACCGGUAUCUAUAGUGCAAACGUUUAGGUAUGGUAAAUUUUCAAGUGAAAAGAAACAUUUUUUGGUCAACUACUUGGAAGUACCAAAAAAUUGGUUCAAACAUUUUUAUGUAUUUGCUGCUGUUUGGUCAACACUUGGAUUUGUAUUAGUAAUAUUAGCUUUUGUAUUCAAAAUGCCUGUUCCUGGAUUCAUAACAUAUUUUCUGGACAUGGUAGCUCUAAAGAAUCGACGGACUUCAUACAAUGCAACUGCUGCUACUGUUGCCAUGUUCUGUAUGCUAAUUCAAUGCUGGAAGCGUUUUUAUGAAACCCAUUAUUUAAGUAUUUUUUCAAAUUCAAAAAUUAAUAUUUCUCAUUAUGCCAUUGGCUACAUACACUAUUUUGGCUGUAUAGCUGCCAUAUUAGCUGAAGCACCAUCACCUUUUACCUCACUUUCUGUUGAUCAUCUAUCCUACUUCUUAAUUAAUGAUAUAAACAUUAGACUGAUCAUUGGAAUUAUUAUUUUUCUGUGGGCUUUCCAACAACAGUAUUUGGCAAAUGUAAGUUUGGUUAAUUUGAGAACAAAUAAAGAAGGAAAAGUUAUAACAUAUGAACACAAAAUUCCAACUGGUGGUUUAUUUGACAAAAUAUCUUGUCCUCAUUUGUUUUGUGAAAUGCUUAUAUAUAUGGCCAUAUACAUAAUGCUUUGGGGAAGUCAGAUUUGGCCUUACAUUUUUUUUUUGGGUAUUGAGUAAUCAGUGUGAAUCUGCAAUGCUUAAUCAUUGGUGGUAUCAAUCAAAAUUCAAAAUGUACCCAAAAGAAAGAUAUGCGUUCAUUCCAUACAUAUUGUAAGAGGUUUAAGAAUUGAUUUAAUUUACACUUUUGUUUUUUAUUAGUUGAAUUAUUCUAGUUAGUUAAGUUAUUUGUUAAUAGUAUAUCCAUUUAUAUUAUUUAUACAAAAAUAAAUUCAUAUUUAUAUUGA